Messenger RNA from Arachis stenosperma, 815 nucleotides. Its product is annotated as E3 ubiquitin-protein ligase ATL23-like. Lineage: Eukaryota; Viridiplantae; Streptophyta; Magnoliopsida; Fabales; Fabaceae. The transcript has a single exon. Bases 211 to 609 code for a protein of 132 amino acids. The record is from RefSeq and is a predicted model, not a curated record.
GCAUUUGUAUUCACAUACACACAGCUUCCCCUGUUCUGUCUUCUCUUUCUCUGUUAUUCUGAUGCUAGAGUAAUAGCAGCUCAGAAAAGAUGUUGCCUUGCAUCUGCCACUCAUCCUCUUCAAUAGUUCUGUACCAACCACUCCCACCCCCACACUGAUUUCUCUCGAUUGAUUUCUUCUUUCGUUUCAAAUUAAUUAAAAAAACUGGACAUGCUGGACUCAGUUCUGCUGGCGCUGUUCCUGCCGUGCCUGGGCAUGAGCGCCGUCUUCAUAGUGUACAUCUGCCUUCUCUGGUACGCCACCGCACACCACCCCAACCUCCCUCCGCUCCCAGCCAAAACCCUCUCCGUGAAGGGCCUCUCCCCCUCCGACCUUGACAAGCUCCCCAAGGUUACCGGCAAGGACCUGCUGUCCCCUAGCGAAUGUGCAGUGUGCCUCGAUGACAUCGCCCAUGAACAAGCUGUUCGGAUGGUUCCCGGUUGCAACCAUGGCUUUCACCUUGAAUGCGCGGAUACCUGGCUUUCAGAACACCCUCUGUGUCCGGUUUGUAGAGCCAAACUGGACCUUGAGAAUUUGAAUUCCUCUGAAAGUGAAAAGAACCCAUGCUAAUGCGUGCCUUGGUCAUGUUAAAGAAAGAAAGAAGGGAUAUCAUUGUCAUGUACAGAUUGUGUUUCAGUUACGUUCCUUAGCUUCUGUAUGUAUGUAUGUCUUAUGUAGAAAUCUGGCGGCUACAUAACAUCCGAAUAUAAUGCCGCCGCCUCCCCACCCCUCAUUCUAAUUCUACUUUUUCCUCUAAUUAUUCAUACUCAUAUUCA